ACUGCAGACAGAAUGUUCAAACUUCUAGUUUCUCUCAUUGUGCUCUCCAGCCUGUUGCUCGGUACAAGUGCUGUCGACUGUGGUGCAGCAACAUCAACAGCAUCAGCAACAUGUGCAGUUGCAUCCGCAGCUGCUGGUGUUUUAGGUUUAAUGGUUUGUGCGGGUACUGCUGGUCUAGGGUGUGCAGCUGUAGCAGCAGGAGGUGCUGUGACUGCUCUUUGUGGUGCUGUUGCGGGAACUAUUGACUGUGGUGGCGAAGAUCUGUCUGCAGAAAAUCAAAAAAUAAUAAUAAGCUACUUGGAGGACAUUGAAGAGGAUGUCCGCGAUUUGAGUAACAGAGUUGAACUUGGAUUCUACGAGAACAAAUACGAUAGCUACAUCAACAAGAUCAUAUCCGCGACGGGUAGAUAUCAGCAGGAUAUCGUGAAGAAGACAAUAGGUGACAAGACAGCUAGGUACGGAAACAACAUGAUGAUAAAAGAGUACGUCGAUGAUAUUCUUGGUGACGGAGCAUACGACGUCCGGGGAGCCCUUACCGUCAUUGAUGGCAUGAUAUCAGGCAGACAAGGCAUCACACGCUCACCAUCAGUGUAUGAGCUAGCAUGGGAUUUAAACAUAUGCACUGAAGACCUCUUCAAUUUCAUGACAAACCUGAUUAUAGAGGGAACUACUACUUCGUUCGUCGCCAUGGAGAUGCGGCCGCAGGGUGGUGGAGUUCAUCAGGCGGACAAAGACCAACUCACGACACGACUUGAAGAUAAUUUGAAUGAAUUUAAAUCGGCUUGCGCAUACUACCAAAAACUAGAUACCUCGAACCUACCUCGCUAUUCAUACGACACCAACAAACUUACUUUCCCCGCGUACUGGGGAGAUUGGGGGGAGGUUGAGUAUUGUUCCCACGGAGGAUAUGUAACCUCGUUCAAGCUAAAGGUGGAAGGUUAUCAGGGUAGUGGUGACGACACAGCUCUAAACGCAAUCUGUCUUGGAUGUAGCCACGGGGAUGAAGUUUGCAGCAGCGAAGGAAAACAUGGAAACUGGGGACGACGUGCAAAGAACGAUGACGAUGAGGAUACUUGCAAAGAGGGAUUUGUCGCCGCCAAGCUCAGUAUUGAAUUCCGACAAGGUAACAGUGACGACACAUCUGCUAACGACCUUCGGCUUAUCUGCAAUGACAAUGGGUCGAAGACGUUCCAAACAGAAAACGGGAUGCCUUGGGGAGCUUGGUUUACCCCGUUUGGGCAGCAGAAUUGUCGCGGUGGCUCGGUGAUCUGCGGACUGAAGACCAGAGUGGAGAAGGAGCAGGGUACCUGCUCGACGUGUGACGACACAGCCCUUAACGGCGUGGAGUUUCAAUGCUGCGAGGACAUUUGGUCAUAGGUCAUAUUAACGUUUAUGUGUGCAAUACUUAAUCGGUAGAAACAGAACGGGUUAAUCUUUUAAAUUAAAUACGAUAGUUUUAUUUUAUUUCACUUUCAGUAGAAAUUUUGGGCGUCUUGAAAUCAAAAGCGUAGAUUUAAUGGGAUUUCCGAUUUAAACUAUAGUCAACCAAAAUCAACAACUUUUUCAAAAAAUGUUAUUUUAAUUAAAGUCGCAGUCUUUUCUGGUAGAUAGAUUAGAUGAGAGAUAUUUUCCCAUUAACUGUAAUUUAACGUAAUAUAAAUUUUAUUUUUGUGCACGGU
Bolinopsis microptera is the source of this 1679-nucleotide messenger RNA. RefSeq lists its product as uncharacterized. NCBI's taxonomy places the organism in Eukaryota, Metazoa, Ctenophora, Tentaculata, Lobata, Bolinopsidae. The transcript is spliced from 4 exons. The record is from RefSeq and is a predicted model, not a curated record. Bases 13 to 1377 code for a protein of 454 amino acids.